Messenger RNA from Fusarium venenatum, 630 nucleotides. NCBI's taxonomy places the organism in Eukaryota, Fungi, Ascomycota, Sordariomycetes, Hypocreales, Nectriaceae. The record is from RefSeq and is a predicted model, not a curated record.
AUGGCCUCGUCCGCAAACACUCUCUUCCGCGCCUCGCGCCCUCUCUUCCGCCAGGCCACCAUUGCUCAGCCUGCUCGCCAGGCUUUCCGCCAGCAGACCUUCCGACAGAACUUCUACCAGGGCAGCGGCCGUCGAUGGCAGAGCACCGAUGGCGCCCAACAGCAGCAGCAGGGCUGGUUCAAGCGCAUGUAUGAGAGCGAGAUUGGCUUCAAGACUGUGCACUUCUGGUUCGUUGACGAUAAUUACAACUCGCGAUAUCCCGCCUACGAAGACGGCUACGUCGGUACAAACGAGAUAAGCACACAUACUGACUUGUGGGCUCUUGUCCUUGCCGGUAUCUCCGAUUUCGCUCGUCCCGCCGAGAAGCUCUCCUUCACCCAGAACCUCGCCCUUACCUGCACUGGUAUCAUCUGGACUCGCUGGUGCUUGAUCAUCAAGCCCAAGAACUACCUACAUUGGCUCACACUCCACUACAGCCUUGCUGCCGUCAACUUCUUCCUCGGACUGGUUGGUGUCGUUCAGGUCUCCCGAAUUCUCAAGUACGAGUCCGAGAAGAAGAAGGGCCUACACGGUGUCGUUGAGGACAUCAAGGCCGAUGCCAAGGAGACCAUCCGGGAGGUUAAGCCUUAA